CCCCGACACACGUCUCUCCCUCAUCAAACCUCCCACAAUAAACCUCCCACAAUGAAGUCAGCACGCCUGCAGCAGCGUGCGCUUGGAUAUGCUGCAGCCGCAUCCGUCUUCAACGUCCCGGAACUUCUCGAGAACAUUCUCUCCAACCUAGACCUGCGAACUCUCCUCACCUCCGCUCAACGCGUCAGUCGACGUUGGCGUGCUACUGUCACUGGUUCACCAUUGCUCCAGCGCCUUCUGUAUCUUGAACCCGAGCAACAGCGAAACGGACACCGAGUGCCUAACCCGUUGCUGGUGGAAGCCUCCCCUGCUUGUUUCUACCACAACCCGAUCGGCUGCGAUCAAGUCUUUUUCGACUCGGAUAUGUGCAGAACGUCCUCAUCGAAGGCCUUUAUGUUUCCUGGGGCGACUUGGCGCCGCAUGCUGUUGACCCAAAUACCGAUCGAGAGACUGGGCUGCUGGACGUCCGAAUACGAACGUGGUAGCCUUGGUGACGACACUACCUGGAUGUUCAAGAUCCUAGAGUUUCCAAGCGGCCUACGCAUGGGCAAACUAUACGAUCUAUGCCAACGCUGGGUGAGCACAACGUCUAGCGCGAAUUUCGCGCUCUUCUGGGAGCCUACGACAGUGCGGGAGUACGAUUUCUUCAAGCAGACCGUUGAACCCAGGCGGAUUGAGGCGCUCCGUGAGUGUGGAGCUGCUGUGGAGCUGCUGUGGAGAGGUGAGCGGCGGAAUGGUCCGAGCAAGCAUUCGAAAAAGGACGUCGCUACUUUUCGCCGGCGGUUCACCUAUAGGGAUGAGAAUGCUACGUAUUCGCUGGAACCGGCGCGAGACAGCGGGUAUAAACCCCCGACGCAGUGGGCAGCUGAAAAGAAUUUCUACGACUUUUAGUAGUGUGCUGCAGCUCAUAAUGGGUUUGUGCACGUGCGGGUUGUAGGAACUUGGUUUUCGGAAAUGCUGGUAGGGGCGUGGAGAAAAGAAGCUCAACAUUGUGCCACCAUAUCCACUUGGGCCCCGGCGGAUUCCCUGCUGGUGAAGAUAACUAUCACCACCUCUACUCUAUGCCCCUCGACGCGGGAAUGACCGCAAGCCGCCCUUAUUCUUUUGGAAGCUCCUCUUCCUCUCCUGGUUGCAUUGCCCCCUGCGCUGCGGCAAGAUGGUGGGCAGAGAAGGUGUCGCGGUCUUUGAGGCUCUUCCUGGAUGGCUUUCGGGAAGGUGAUUAUGAUUAUAACACGCACUAUAAAUAUAGUUUUUCAGGCUGUGUGGAGC
Messenger RNA from Trematosphaeria pertusa, 1269 nucleotides. RefSeq lists its product as uncharacterized. The transcript has a single exon. The record is from RefSeq and is a predicted model, not a curated record. The coding region runs from base 52 to 891 and encodes 279 amino acids. Gene Ontology annotation, molecular function: protein binding. NCBI's taxonomy places the organism in Eukaryota, Fungi, Ascomycota, Dothideomycetes, Pleosporales, Trematosphaeriaceae.